Molecule: messenger RNA, 612 nt
Organism: Phragmites australis (common reed)
Lineage: Eukaryota; Viridiplantae; Streptophyta; Magnoliopsida; Poales; Poaceae
Product: early nodulin-like protein 21
Exons: 3
Coding region: 1-612 (203 amino acids)
Cellular component (GO): plasma membrane
Molecular function (GO): electron transfer activity
Source: RefSeq, a predicted model, not a curated record
AUGGCCAUCGCUGCCCGUGUCCGCGUCGGCGGGCCGAGGGGGUGGAGGAAGCCAAUUCCCAACGAGGAGACGUACAACCACUGGGCCGCCAGGAACCGCUUCCACGUCGGGGAUUUCCUCCAUUUCAAGUACGAGAGGAACGACUCGGUGCUGGUGGUGUCUCGUGACGACUACAAGCUCUGCGGCGCCGCGAAGCCCACGCAGCGGUUCGACGGCGGCGACACCAGGUUCCGCCUCGACCACAGCGGUUUCAUCUAUUUCAUCAGCGGCGCGCCGGGCCACUGCGGCGCCGGCCAGAGGAUGACCGCGCGUGUCAUGGCGCAGCACGAGGGCAGGACCGCCCCGGCGGAGGCGCCCGCAAUGUCGCCCGGUGGUGAGGACGGCGAGGGCGGGUCGUACGGCGGCCCAAGUUCCGGCGCACGCUCCAGUGGCGGGUUGAAGCCGGGGUCAGGGGCCGGUUCGGUGUCCGGAUCGACGACGACGCCGCGCUACGCCGGCGCCGACCGGAAGGCCAGUGGCGCCGCGCCCAUGCCUGCGUCAUCGUCGUUUGGUGGUUACCACGUCGUCGUUGGAUUUGUUCUUGGUGCCGUGCUGCUGGUCAUGACCGCUUGA